UUAGUACAACAGCACCAAUGUGGUUCCUGUUUAUGUGAGGAUAGACCAACACCACGGCAGGCCAUGACGACGCAAAGGUCCAUCCCUGCGCUCCUUAACAGGGCAGCGCUGUGCCUCUUUUGGUGUGUGACGCUCUCCUGGUUGGCUUCUGGGGUCCUGGUGUGUAACUACAGCCCUCUGAUGUACAAACGAAAGCCCUCCAUCAACGUCACCACAGAGUGCCUUUCUACCCAGCGCUGCUUCACAGGCAAGGGGUAUUAUGGCCCUCUCCAUAUCUUCUCCUCGCAGGGCUGUGUGGCGGCGCACCUCUGCGGCUCGUCCGAAAUUCGACAGCACCGUCUUAUCGGCGUUAACCUCACCUACACCUGUUGCUGUCGAUACCGCUGCAACGAGCCCCCCACGCCUGAAAGCGCACUCGAGAGGCUGCUGGGCCUGGACCCGGAGGCAACCGCCAACAUCACCACCACCACCCCCGACCCUCUGGAUCUCUGUCCCGAAAACUCCACCUCUCUGGCUUUAGAUGGUGUUUAAGAUGGUGGUCUAGACUUUUUCGUACAUAUGGCAUGACAUGGGGAAAGUGGUCAUUUAUCACUGUCAUCUUUCCCCAUGUCCAGAAAAGACUGGAAAAGGACUGAAUAAUAAUAAUCGUCAAAUGUGUGUGUGGGAGAAAAAGAGUAAUUGUAAGUGGGGAAUAAAUGAAGGUAUGUCAUUCUCUGCAGCAUGGGAACUAGAGAGAGCAUCAGGCAUGCGGCUCUCUUAGGCCCUCUCAACAUGUUCAGCAGCCAUCAACUAUAAACCCUGCUAUUAAAAAUAAUGUUUGAAUCUAA
This is a messenger RNA of Clupea harengus (Atlantic herring), 827 nucleotides long. RefSeq lists its product as uncharacterized. Gene Ontology annotation, cellular component: membrane. NCBI's taxonomy places the organism in Eukaryota, Metazoa, Chordata, Actinopteri, Clupeiformes, Clupeidae. The record is from RefSeq and is a predicted model, not a curated record. Gene Ontology annotation, biological process: sperm-egg recognition.